AUGCAGCUGAUAUCUUUAUCAAAUCAGCCGUACCGGCCAUGUUUAUUACUGAAGUGGGCAUCAGCGAGCAUCAUGUUAGAUUGUGCUGUUGAUUUCGAUGCUCUUUCUUCCUUCCUUCCUGCUUCUAUAUGUAAAAGUAAACUUUUCUCAAACUUGCCACAUUAUCCGAAAAAUACAUCCAAACAUUGUCUGAGACGAUGUGGCGAACAUGUUUUGGUGGAUGCACCAUUCGAGGUCCAUCCUGCGCAGAUUUGUUCAACAACUAUGAGUUCUGUUGAUGCAAUUUUGGUGUCGAAUUGGAUGUCUCUUUUGGCAUUGCCAUUUUUCACUGAAGAGACAAAUUUCAAUGGAAUUGUGUAUGCGACUGAUCCAACACUUCAGCUUGGGAGAUUGGUUAUGGAAGAGCUUCUUGAUUUCUUUGAUAGAGUUGAUAGAGAAAAGCAAAACGAUUUUUGGAAAAACCCAUCAUUAUUUAUGAAUUUUUCUAAUACUCCAGGAAGUGAUCCGCGUGAGUGGAGACCGUUUUAUUCUCGGGAACAGAUGGAAAAUAGCUUAACAAAAGUGCAGCGAAUAUCAUUUCGAGAAUCAAUCAACAUACAUGGUGCUGCCGUUGUUGCAGCAUAUUCAAGUGGUUAUUCAAUUGGAUCUUGCAACUGGAUUAUACGUACCGAGCAUGAAAAAAUAGGAUAUUUAUCAGCAACAUCCUCAAGAAAUUCGCAUACCAAGCCAGUUCAGUGGGAUCAACUUCGUAACUGUGAUGCUCUCAUACUCACUUCGAUUUGUCGUUUCCCAGAGCAUAAUCCUGAGACUUCAGUCUGUCAUGCAUUUGCUGUCAUAGCUGAUACACUGAAAAGAAAUGGUUCUGUAUUAAUGCCAAUUUGUCCAACUGGUGUAUUAUACGAUUUACUUGAAGUGAUCUCAGUGCAGCUAGAUCAGCAUGAUGUGUCAGUCGAUGUCCCAGUUUAUUUUAUUUCAUCAGUUGCUGAAAGUACUUUAGCAUACUCCAACAUUUAUGCUGAGUGGUUAUCUGAGAAAAAGCAGAAUAUGAUCAAUGUACCAGAAGAGCCCUUCAAACAUGGAUUAAUGUCGAGGAGUGGUCGUUUAAAAGUGUAUGACAAUAUAUAUGGAGAUUUCUGUCAACUAAUGAAAACCCCGUGUGUAAUUUUCACGGGUCACCCUUCAUUGCGUAUCGGGGAUGCUGUACAUUUUCUCGAAAUGUGGGGAAAUGAUUCAAGAAAUGCAUUAAUCAUGACUGAUCCUGAUUAUCCAAUACAAAACGUUUACGGGCCAUAUGAAACCCUUCCGAUACGUGCUUUUUUUUUUCCUAUUGAAACGAGAUUAGACUUUUCGCAACUCAACCCUUCAAUAUUACCGGAUCUAGCUCCAAAGUUGUUAGUUAUGUCUGAAUUGUAUGCGCAUCCACCACUAAAUUCAUCUCAACGAACAGAUUUCGUUGUUUCAUAUAAAUCGCGAGCUACUUACAAAUACGGUGACACUUUCACAAUACCGUCAACGUUGAAAACGAAACGGGUACGCUUGCAUCCAGAUAUUCUUCGAAGUAUUGAAUUGCGUGGUGAUCAAGACCGCAACGAAUUUGGUCUUUCAUCUCUUAAAGGAGUUCUUUCAGCUUACGAUAAUGUUCUGGAGCUUAACCCAGAUAUAGAAGCUCGUGGUAGAUCAGUGAUGAACAUCAACAUUGGAAAACUUGAUCCAGAUAAAUUUGCACGAAGUUUAUUAAAAAGGAAUUUCGAUUAUAAGCGAGAUGUAGUUGAUGGGAACAUUCGUUUUACCUUUCAUAAUCUCGCUGCUGUCGUAUCUAUUCAGAAAAAUGGAUACCGAACUGUGAUCAGUUCUCCAAAUCCAGAAAGUCGCCGGCAGUUAGCUGAAGUUAUUGCUUCGUGUUUGAAAGUACUUUAA
Molecule: messenger RNA, 1917 nt
Organism: Thelazia callipaeda (thelaziosis nematode)
Lineage: Eukaryota; Metazoa; Nematoda; Chromadorea; Rhabditida; Thelaziidae
Source: the annotation of a GenBank genome assembly